Molecule: messenger RNA, 1329 nt
Organism: Cornus florida
Lineage: Eukaryota; Viridiplantae; Streptophyta; Magnoliopsida; Cornales; Cornaceae
Exons: 9
Coding region: 16-1125 (369 amino acids)
Source: RefSeq, a predicted model, not a curated record
AGCUAAAGUAAAAUAAUGGCUGUCAUUGGACAAAUAAAAAAAUCCAGUGUUAUAUCAUCCCUAUCUAUUUCUAUGGACACCAUUACUAACAUAGCUUUUGCUACCAACAGAAUCAUCGCUCCGUGGAUCACGACGACGACGGCCACACCUCGAUUUCUCUAUCCUCACACCUCCAAACGCCCAAUUCCGAUUCUCUCUCUCUUCUUCAGAAACCCUAAUUUCAACACAAGCCGUUCAUCAAUGGCCACUUCUCUGCAAGUCAACGCCUCCUCUACCGUAGAUGCAACAAAUGAUGAAUUGGAGGCCUCGUCCUCUGGCAUGGUUGGAGCGAAUGAUUUGAUGAUUGUUGGACCGGGCGUGCUCGGUCGUUUGGUUGCUGAAAAAUGGCGGGAGGAACAUCCAGGGUGUCAGAUUUUGGGGCAGACAUUUACUACGGAUCACCAUGAUGAAUUGAUUAAAGUAGGGAUCAAUCCAUCUUUGAAAGGAACACAAGUGAAUCACAAGUUCCCAUAUGUGAUUUUUUGUGCUCCUCCAUCCCGAACGUCAGACUACCCUGGUGAGGUGAGCAGGGAAGCUGCAUUAAACUGGAGUGGUGAAGGUUCUUUCCUAUUUACUUCAAGCUCUGCACUAUAUGAUUGCAACGACAAUGGAUCAUGUGAUGAGGACAGUCCAGUGGUGCCAAUUGGGAGGAGCCCUAGGACAGACGUCCUUUUAAAAGCAGAAAAAGUAGUGCUGGAGUCUGGCGGUUGUGUGGUUAGAUUGGCAGGACUGUACAAAGAAGAUAGAGGCGCUCAUACUUAUUGGUUGGGAAAAGGGAUUGUUGAAGCUCGUCCAGAUCACAUCCUCAAUCUUAUACACUAUGAGGAUGCUGCAUCCCUCUCAGUUGCAAUCUUGAAGAAGAAACUCAAGGGUCGGAUCUUCAUGGGAUGUGACAAUCAUCCUUUAUCUAGGCAAGAAGUGAUGGACUUGGUUGAAAAGAGUGGGAAGUUCAGCAAAAAGUUCGAAGCUUUUAUGGGAACUAAUGAUCCUUUGGGUAAGAAAUUAAACAACUCGAAAACUCGAAAGGAAAUAGAUUGGGAGCCAAAAUAUCCAAGCUUCUCUCAGUUCCUUGGAGUUUCUGAAUAACUGCUGCCUCUGUGUCUUCAUCUUUUGGGAUUUAAUUGGAACUGCAAGGAAAAGAUUUCCAGAGCGUAUGAUGAAGCGGCUAAUGUCCUACUUCCGUUGUUUGGUUGUGAUUUUUGCUGUAGGACAAGAGUCUUAAGCAUGUACACAAGGAUGAUUUACGAAUACUUUAUAUAAUUACAAAAAUAAAGUUCAAAUUGAAUUCAA